Molecule: messenger RNA, 2466 nt
Organism: Funneliformis caledonium
Lineage: Eukaryota; Fungi; Glomeromycota; Glomeromycetes; Glomerales; Glomeraceae
Source: the annotation of a GenBank genome assembly
AUGUUCGGCUCUAAAACGCCCAGUAAAAAAGGUGCAGUCGGUUCAUUAGAUUUAGGAAGUCUUGGCAUAGAAGGACUUGAUGAUUUAGAUUUACCUGCAGAUGAUAAUUUAAGUGAGAUGGAUUUUGAUGAUCCGGAUUUAUUGGUAUUAAGUGUUCCUGGUGAUAUUGAUAUUGAAGCACUUGGUGCUUUGGGUGCAGAGAACGAUGAUGAAGUUGAAUUUAACGAGGAGGAUAUGAAGGAUCCAAACUUGUUAAGGGAAUUACAAGAAUUGGGGGGUGGUGGUCAUGAUGAAAAGGAUUAUUCCACAAAAGAGAAAUUGGCUUUGAAGGAAACUCAAAUUGAAGCAAGUUCCGUGAAAACAUCCGAUAAUCUUCAAACGAAAACUCAGAUUACAACAAAUUCCUUGAAAACGUCCGACAAUCUUAAAACAGAAGUUGAAGUAACUCGUGAUGUUUUAAUAAGUUUGCAAGGAGAACCAUCGCUUGAAGUGAUGUUACAAUCCAAUGAUGUAAACGUUUUAGCAAAGUAUAUACAAGAAGAAAAAUUAAAUGCGAUUAUGAAAAAGAGAGAAGGUGAUAAAGCCGGGGCUGUAGAAUCUAUGAAGGCCUACAAGCAACUAGAAGCGAAGCGAGCUCAGAUUUUGUCACAAAGCAAGCAAGGUUCAGAAACUGAAGUUGGGAGUAACACGAGCUCGCAGAAAGUGGAUGAUUUGUCGAAAAAUUUUGCGGAACAAGCAUCUUUGUCAUCUCCUGUAUCCAAAAAUACACGUCAAAGCUCGGAGAUUUCCCCACAAAAUCAGAAGAUUAUUGAUACUUUAAGUCAAAGAUUUAAACAAUAUAAAGAAGCAGCUGUUGCAUUUAAAACCUCCAACAAUGUUCCGCGUGCAGAAGAAUUUUUAAAUACGGCAACAAUCAUUCAUAAAACAAUGAAAUCUUUGAAAAAUGGUGAUGAAUUACCUGAAGGAUGGGAAAUUCCCGGUGAGCCUGAUGUCUCUAAACGUGAAAUCGUAUCUCAAAGUCCAGUUGUUCCAUCCACCUCAAAGAACAAAACGUCAGUAAAUGUAACGUCAGUGUCAACUAAAAAAAAAGUAUUAACAGUACUAGAUAAUGCGACUAAUUUGAAUAUUAUGAAUGAAGACGAACUAUCAUUUGCUAUGACUCAAGCCGCGACCUUUUACCGUUAUAAAAAAUCUUUUAUGGCUGAUUUAACAUCAUUGAUUUCUUACCGUACGCAUGGCAAAAAUGUACCAGCAUUUCAUUUUCAAGACAUAACAUAUUGCGUUGAAAAUGCUUUCUUACAUUUGUCUGCUAAUGACAUGGAAAUUUGUAUUGAGAGGGCCUAUAAUUUAGGUAAUAAAGAAGUGAACGGAAAGGAUGUUGAUGCAUAUGUAAGUUGGGACAUUGGGUGGCCUACUGAAGGUAGUCUUGGUGCUGGCAGCGGUAAAGGCGACACUUCGACUGCUACACGUGGAAUGGAUCCAGAAUUUAAUUGGAAAAAAAUUAUAAAUAUAGAACGUACAAAAGCGUUUCAACGUUAUGUGAACUCAAAGAAAGCAACAUUCGAAGUAUUUCACUAUAGGGGGUUUUUACGAAAAGCUAUUUCAUUAGGGAAGGCUACUGUUAAGUUAGAUCUACUUUUAAGUAAAGCCGAGAUUCAUGAAGUUUUAAUGCUUGUAGAUCACGUACGGAAGCCGACAGGUGGAAAGUUAGAAAUUCGCUUGAGGUUACGGACACCUUUAAUAAAUCCAGAUAUAAUCUCAAAGACCGAAAAAUGGCUUAUCAUUGAUGAGUUCAAUGCAAACAACCCAGCUUUUGCUAGUAUCCCAUCUACCCCUCAAGCAUCAACAUCAUCUCCAGCAACUCCUACUAGAAAUACUCCACAAUCAGUUUCAUCAGCUAGUAUUCCAACGUCAGCACAAACGCCUGUUAAAUCGAAAGUUGCCACACCCAAAACGCCGCCUUCACCAAGUACACCUACUCCAAUUAGAAAUGAAAUACCUCAAAUAUCAACUCCUGUUGCAAAACAGAAGGUAGUACGUGACACACCCGCUACGCCGACUCCAAGCCGUGAUACUGUUUCGGUUGAUGAUGCACAAAGUGAACUGGAAGAAGCAGAACAACAAUUAAACAAUCUUGUAAUACAAAAUGAGCUUGAUGUGGUUAAUAAUCAAAUUGCGAUACUAGAAGCACAGCGUAAACCAGUUCCAGAUGAUUUAACAGAUAGAAAGGCUUCUUUGGAAAUUAAACAAAAUUUAUUAGUUAUACAAGUAGAGACAGGACAAUUAACAUUAGAUAAAUAUAUAGAUCAGGUAAGAGUAAAUAUCAUUAGUUGUAAAAAGUUGGCUUUAAUAUUUAAGAAAGCCGGUAAGUUAGAGGAAGCAAAAAAAGCACUUGUAAGAAGUAAAGUUAUGGAAGGCGAAGUUAAAGAAGUUGAAGAAGCCAUGGCUAGCGGGGCUAUGGGAUAA